GGGAAAAUGAUAAAUGUCGUAAGUGGUCAAACAAAAUUCAGUUGUGUUACUACUUCGAGCAAGAAAGGAAGUGUUGGACGGUCUUUCAGCCAUCUCAUCAGCAACAGCAAUGAGACCGAGCAGCCUUCUGCAUUCCGUCCCGCCAUCCCUUCUUUUUCCCCACAUCAGCAGUACUUCAACUUCACCACCGGCGCACGGUGGCCUCGCCGCAACUUCCAUCGGCAAACUCCCUAACACAACCCUGCGUAUACUAGCCAGCACAACCUCCAAAAGGAAAUCCAAAAGGCAAGAAGAUGAUUACCACUCUACUCUUAAAGCCCUCAACUCCAAAGGACGUUUUCCUAGAAAAUCUCUGGGCCAGCAUUAUAUGUUGAAUGCUUCUGUAAAUGAGGAGCUAGUUGCGGCGGCCAAUGUAAAAGAAGGUGAUAUAGUGCUAGAAAUUGGGCCAGGGACUGGUUCUUUGACUAAUGUUCUUGUGAAUGCUGGCGCGACCGUUCUUGCUAUUGAAAAGGACCCCCAUAUGGCUGCACUUGUGAGGGAACGCUUUGCUAGAUUAAACCGCGUGAAGGUUGUGGAAGAGGAUUUUACAAGAUCUCAUAUAGGCUCUCAUAUGUCCUCAAUAUUGCAAAGUAAAAGCCCUCUAGAUGGAACUUCAUGCUCUGCAAAGGUGGUCGCUAAUAUACCUUUCAACAUAAGUACCGAUGUCGUAAAACGACUUCUUCCAAUGGGUGACAUUUUUUCAGAAGUGAUUCUUUUGCUUCAGGAUGAAGCGGCCUUGCGCUUGGUGGAUUCUUCUUUGAAGACAUCAGAAUAUCGACCGAUUAACAUUUUUGUGAACUUCUAUUCAGAUCCUGAAUACUUGCUUAAGGUCUCAAGAACGUAUUUCUUCCCCCAACCAAAAGUUGAUGCAGCUGUUGUUGCAUUUAAACUAAAGCAAACGGUGGAUUAUCCCUGUGUUUCCUCUAUCAAAAGCUUCUUCUCAAUGGUGAAUUCUGCAUUCAAUGGAAAGCGUAAAAUGUUGAGGAAAUCACUCCAGCAUAUAUGCCCUUCCCCUGAUAUUGAAGCAGCUCUAUGUGCUGCUGGUCUUCCCCCCACUUCAAGACCAGAAGAACUCACAUUAGAAGAUUUUGUAAAAUUGCAUAACCUGAUUGCGAAGACAUAGCUGAUCUGAUAACAACUGGAGGAUAUUUCGUUCCGAUGCUAGAUUUGAAUUUCCAAAUGAUGUCGUCUUCGUUGAAGAUCGAUGAAUGAACUUGAAAUGUGUGGAGAAGAAUGCAAGGAGAUAAAGAUUACAGUAAUGUGAAAUGCAGUAACCAGAUGUGUAAGGGGGGCUCGGGCUCAGUCAGAACCAUUGUCUUCUUGCUGCCCCUUUAUAGUAUUUAGCAUAUACAGAGAAAGCCAUGUAAUGAACUCAAAUUGAUAACUUUGAUGUAAAUAAAAAUGCAAUUUCAUCCCUUUUUUAUUUUAA
Sesamum indicum (sesame) is the source of this 1468-nucleotide messenger RNA. It is a transcript of the gene PFC1, whose product is annotated as Ribosomal RNA adenine dimethylase family protein. Lineage: Eukaryota; Viridiplantae; Streptophyta; Magnoliopsida; Lamiales; Pedaliaceae. Gene Ontology annotation, biological process: rRNA methylation. The record is from RefSeq and is a predicted model, not a curated record. Gene Ontology annotation, molecular function: rRNA (adenine-N6,N6-)-dimethyltransferase activity.